AUGAACAAUCCCAGAGCUUGUUCUCGUUAUUGCAACGAGAUGCACAAUUAUUGCGGAGCGGCCUACGAGUUACCUAUUCAACCGAACUCCACCGCCGUCAGGGCAUUCACGCAAGUAGGAGGACUGGGAGCUCUUUGCUACCUCACCAGCUUUCUAACCAUCGUCAUGCUCGGCGUUACGCUCAACACCAAGCCUGAUCUCACCAUCGAGACCUAG
Linum trigynum is the source of this 216-nucleotide messenger RNA. The record is from the annotation of a GenBank genome assembly. Lineage: Eukaryota; Viridiplantae; Streptophyta; Magnoliopsida; Malpighiales; Linaceae.